Molecule: messenger RNA, 1315 nt
Organism: Drosophila pseudoobscura
Lineage: Eukaryota; Metazoa; Arthropoda; Insecta; Diptera; Drosophilidae
Exons: 2
Coding region: 624-1070 (148 amino acids)
Source: RefSeq, a predicted model, not a curated record
UAAUAAAAUUCAUAAAAUAUAUAUUUUAAUAGUUAUCACUAACUUACUUAAAUGUAAUAAGGUUUAAAUCAAAUCCAAUAUAUUGGCAAUAAGAAAACUUAAAUAAAUACGCAUUCAAUGGAAUUGCUAGGGCAUAUAAAAUUCGGUUCGCUGAUGAAUGACGAUUUUAUACAAAACAUUGAUAAUUUAUAGCUCAUACACCGAACAUGACGCAAACGAACAUUCUGGAUUAGAUCCCACGAUUUUCAGCUCUGUCGUACGUCUACCACCGCAGCACAAGCAGUCAGCCAUUACCGACAUCGCCUUCCCUAUUGAAUCAAGCUUUACCUCAUCGGCUCUGACCGGUAAGUUUUCCUUGUUUUCCCCCCUGUUUAUCUUUUUCAUUUCAGGCCGAAAACUCCUAAGCCUCCUUUUAACCCGCCAGGUAAAGUUAUUAAGUUCUUAUUUAUUCAUUUACUUCAUAUCAUUCUUCCUUUCAUUUGAGCAGGUCGGCCUGUCCGGUGGACAGAAAUACCUUUGGUGUUUCGGUUCAUAUGAACGAGUGUGCACUCGAUGACGGCUACUGACUCGGGACACGAUUCCUGUCGCGAUUGGCUGGGCGACCUUUGAGUCCGCCCACUGCCAUGACCGUCUGCCUUGCGUCCCACGCUGUUUUCUCCGCGGGUGAUUCCGCCGUAACUCCUCGUCCUGUCAGGAAGUCCAAGGGAUGUUCUCCUGGCUGGACCGUGGCACACACCGGCUGUCCUUCUGCGUGCCAUAGCCAUGAUGCCGCGUCUGUGUUGCUGAGUCGAGCGUCCCGUCCACUGCAGCAGAGACCAGUGAUCGACGGCGGAAUUGUUGGUUCACGCCGACGGGAAAUAAUGUCAACAAUCCCAACAUUGAUACGCCGCCGACUCAAGCACUGGGCUUCAGCUUCGAGACGUAUGACCUAUGUACUCUACGCUUUGACAGAAACCGAGUCGUAUCCGAUUUCCCACCGCCAGACGGAGCCCUGCCCAGCAUUACCGAGGCCAAUUCAACACAGACAGAGUCCAAUCCCAGCCAGACAGAAUCGUACCCCAGCAGGAUAGAAGCGCACCUCUUGCAAGAUCCGACAAAAUCAAGUCAUCGUCAUCUUGGAAAUGGCCAUCAAGGACUUUGACUGUGGCAACUAUGGGAGCGGCUACGCGGGCUACUAGAUUCUAGAUAGAUCUCAUCGUUGUUAGGUUUAAGGAUAUACAAAGCUAUACAUUUAGAAAGUAGAUAUUAAUGCUGUACACUUGUUUAUUUAUUUAUACUAAGUUAAAUAAUGAUGAAUAAAAGUAUUGAAAAAUUA